CUCUGUACAAAUUAAUAAAAUGGCCACUGAUGACUUUUCUCAAGAUAACUUGGAGAAGGAGAUACUGCGCAUGUCGAAUGAUGAGCUGGUCAGCAGGACAAGAUUGCUGGACAAUGAAAUUAAAAUUAUGAGAUCAGAAGUCAUGAGAAUAUCCCAUGAACUGCAAGCUCAAAAAGACAAAAUAAAGGAGAAUACAGAAAAGAUUAAAGUGAACAAAACGUUGCCAUACCUGGUUUCCAAUGUCAUUGAGUUGUUGGACGUUGAUCCUCAGGACCAAGCAGAAGAGGAGGGUGCCAACAUAGACCUUGACUCCCAGAGAAAGGGAAAGUGUGCAGUCAUUAAAACAUCAACCAGACAGACAUAUUUUUUGCCUGUGAUUGGUUUAGUUGACCCUGAACAGUUGAAGCCUGGGGAUCUUGUGGGAGUUAACAAAGAUUCUUACUUGAUUCUUGAGACACUGCCUGCCGAGUACGAUUCUCGUGUGAAGGCCAUGGAAGUUGACGAACGACCAACGGAGCAGUACAGUGACAUUGGAGGACUGGACAAACAAAUUCAAGAAUUGAUUGAAGCAGUGGUCCUUCCCAUGACGCACAAGGAUCGAUUCACAGCACUGGGCAUCCAGCCUCCUAAAGGGGUUUUACUGUAUGGACCACCUGGAACAGGCAAAACACUGUUGGCUCGAGCGUGUGCUGCUCAAACCAAAUCAACUUUUUUGAAAUUAGCAGGGCCUCAGUUAGUACAAAUGUUCAUUGGUGAUGGAGCUAAACUGGUCCGAGAUGCUUUUUCUCUAGCCAAGGAAAAGGCACCUGCAAUUAUUUUCAUUGAUGAAUUGGAUGCCAUCGGCACAAAAAGGUUUGAUAGCGAAAAAGCAGGUGACAGAGAGGUUCAGAGAACCAUGCUGGAACUACUCAACCAGUUAGAUGGCUUUCAAUCCAACCACGACAUAAAAGUAAUAGCGGCGACCAAUCGUGUGGAUAUACUUGAUCCAGCUCUUUUGAGAUCUGGUCGACUGGAUAGGAAGAUAGAAUUUCCUGCUCCUAAUGAAGAGGCCCGUGCUCGUAUCAUGCAGAUACAUUCAAGGAAAAUGAACGUUAACAAUGACGUGAACUACGAGGAGCUCGCAAGGUGCACUGACGAUUUCAAUGGCGCACAAUGCAAGGCAGUCUGUGUUGAGGCAGGUAUGAUAGCCUUAAGAAGGGGUGCCACAGAACUGAAUCACGAAGACUACAUGGAUGCAAUACUGGAAGUCCAAGCCAAAAAGAAAGCCAACCUAAAUUAUUAUGCUUAAGUUUUACAUAAAGUUAUAUUUUCAUUAAAAAACACAGUUUGAUUAAAGUGACAGAAUUUUUGUAUUAAAAAAUUUACAAUCGAUUCUUUUAUACUUAAAAAAGACGUUCUUAUUUUUCAUGGUCGCUUCUGUCAACGCACGUGACUUUAAACUUCUUGUGCACGUGGAUUAUGUUGAUGCCCUUCGUCUAGAAGCGAAUGAUUACAAGUUAUUUCAAUAGGUGAAAGUAUUGUUGGAAAUCAAAUCUUACAUUUAUAGUUUCUUCUACUAAAAGAUCGUGUUUGUUUGC
This is a messenger RNA of Helobdella robusta, 1577 nucleotides long. RefSeq lists its product as hypothetical. Gene Ontology annotation, biological process: proteasome-mediated ubiquitin-dependent protein catabolic process. Gene Ontology annotation, cellular component: proteasome regulatory particle, base subcomplex. The transcript has 13 exons. Gene Ontology annotation, molecular function: ATP hydrolysis activity; proteasome-activating activity; ATP binding. Lineage: Eukaryota; Metazoa; Annelida; Clitellata; Rhynchobdellida; Glossiphoniidae. The coding region runs from base 20 to 1288 and encodes 422 amino acids. The record is from RefSeq and is a predicted model, not a curated record.